CGUGUUGAUGAUGAUCGGAUUUGCCUGUCCUUUCCCCGCUUCCUCCCUCCCCCUCCCCCUCCCCCCCCCUUUACACCCCGACACCCCCCACCCACCACCCCCUUGUCCCUCCAAACCCUUCCUUCUUCACGUUUGAUUGAUAGCCCUGAAGUCAUAUGAGUGGAGAUCAGAGAUCAGAGGCAUCGAUGGAAAGCUUGGCACCGCUGUCGGGAUUCCAUGAGUUGGUCCUUGAGCAUCGGCACCGAGGGCGAAUCCUCAGAGCCCGCGUGUACUUGCGUCCCUAUCGAUCUUUGGCCAUCCAGUUUCUGCUUGAAGACGACGCUGACGUUAAUCAGGCAGUCAAGGUGGCAGUUUACAACAUGAAACUCGCUACUGGUCAGGAUGGGCCAAAAGAACUGCAGCAGCUUUUCCCGUCGGGAUGCCGACUCGCGAUCAAGGAGCCUUAUUUCAAGAGACUCAUUGACGGAUCGGUCGGGAUCCAUGUGGAUAAUCCCCACGAAAUUGUUUUUCUCCCCAAAGAAGAGAAAGUUCCAAAGUCGGCAUUUUCAUCAUCAGCAGCAGCAGCGGAUGACACGUCAGCAAUGGAGAAUCGCAGACAAGCGGGGGAAAUUCGCGAGAUGGGCAACAAAUUGUACAGGUAAUGAACGAAGUUGUUGUUGUUUUUUUUUUCCUUUUUUUAUAGGUAUAAUAAUACUAUAAUUACUAUGUCCUUGACUCGUUGGUUAUUCGUUUUUUUUUUUUUUUCCCUGGUCGUUAGGUAUACGUAGUAUUUGCCCAAUAAACAAAAUAGACGUAG
This is a messenger RNA of Chara braunii, 796 nucleotides long. The record is from the annotation of a GenBank genome assembly. NCBI's taxonomy places the organism in Eukaryota, Viridiplantae, Streptophyta, Charophyceae, Charales, Characeae.